GCCGAAUCAGAGAUCCCAUAUGAUGGAGCAGAUCACCGACUACCUCUGCAAGUAUAAAAAUUACACCUUUGACAGACACACCAGCGCAGAUCACAUUGAUUCACUCCAAAGCUUUGAGAUCCGUGACAGUGAUAUAUUCCUGGUCACUUAUCCAAAGUCAGGCACCAUAUGGGCUCAAAAUAUCAUCAUCUCCAUUUUGGAGCAAGACAGCAGUAUUCCUGCUUAUCCCAACAACUGGAAGCAGAUGCCGUGGCUGGAGUACAGGGGCGACUCGGAGGACAUCUCUCUGCGACCUUCUCCACGACUCUUUACGACUCACCUCAUUCCCACUUUAAUGCCGACAGGUCUGAAGAAUAAGGGGGCAAAG
Myripristis murdjan (pinecone soldierfish) is the source of this 367-nucleotide messenger RNA. RefSeq names its product amine sulfotransferase-like. The annotation marks the transcript as partial. Gene Ontology annotation, molecular function: sulfotransferase activity. The record is from RefSeq and is a predicted model, not a curated record. The transcript has 2 exons. NCBI's taxonomy places the organism in Eukaryota, Metazoa, Chordata, Actinopteri, Holocentriformes, Holocentridae.